This is a messenger RNA of Nicotiana tabacum (common tobacco), 711 nucleotides long. The record is from RefSeq and is a predicted model, not a curated record. Lineage: Eukaryota; Viridiplantae; Streptophyta; Magnoliopsida; Solanales; Solanaceae.
AUGGCAGGGGAAGCUAAGGAAUGGUGGCAAAAAGAGCCUGCGAACUCAAUCCACACUUGCAAAAAUACUAGACCUGCUGAAGCUCUCCCGAGUGAUACUGAGCCUAAUCCUAAGGCUCAAGUCAAUGCGGUUACCUUGAAAAAUGGAAGAGAAUUAGAAGAAGUUCCUAAGAAAAAGAAGUAUACAGCUAGACCUGAAGGAGAAUUGGUUCUUAAGCCCGUUGAGGAGAAUAAGAAAGAAAAGCCAGAAAUUGAAGUGUCUAAGUAUGCAAGGUAUCUUAGGGAUAUUGUGGCAAACAAGCGAAGACAUACAGAGUUUGAAAUAGUUUCACUUACUGAAGAGUGUCGUGCUAGAGUUCAAAGUAAACUUCCUCCUAAGUUGAAGUAUCUUAGGUGUUUCACAAUUCCUCUGUCUCUCGAAAAACAAGAAUUGGCUGAUAGAUUACUAGUUAUGCCAGAAGGAAUUAUUGAGGAUGUGUUAGCUCGAGUGGGAAAGUUUAUUCUUCCUGUUGAUUUUAUUAUUCUUGAUUACGAGGCAGAUGAGGAAGUACCUAUUAUUAUGGUGCGGCCAUUCUUAGCUACUGGUGGAGCACUUAUUGAUAUUAGGGAAGGGAAGUUGAAGAUGAGAGUUGGCGAUGAGGAAAUCACUUUUAAUGUGUACAAGGCACUUAAUCUCCCUAAGCAUUAUGAGGACUUGUGCAUGAUUACUUAG